This is a messenger RNA of Sclerotinia borealis F-4128, 837 nucleotides long. The record is from the annotation of a GenBank genome assembly. Lineage: Eukaryota; Fungi; Ascomycota; Leotiomycetes; Helotiales; Sclerotiniaceae.
AUGGGAUUCAAGCUCAUAGUCGUUGGCUCAACCGGCUUCCUAGCCACAGAAAUAAUCAAACAAGCGCUUUCCGAUCCUCGCAUCACAUCUGUCAUAGCCAUAGCACGACGCGAAACAGUUUUACCACCAGAUUCUGGUGUCGAUACUGCUAAAUUGAAGUCUGUUGUUUGUCAUGACUUUUUUGACUGGCAGAGAUUGACGACAUCGAUUUAUGGUUGUAAGGCUUGUAUCUGGACCAUCGGACUCAAGCCCUCCCAAUCACUAACCACCGAUCCCCAAGAAGCACGCAGAAUAUGUCUCGACUACACGCUAUCAGGCAUGGACACACUAAAGCAACUCUGGGGCAUCCACGAAGCAUCUCCAUGGGCAUCGCAACAUUCUUUUCGCUUCAUCUAUGUGAGCGCCGCUAAUGCUGAGCGUGAUCAGGGGAAGAAACCUUGGAUUUUGGGGGAUUUGUGUUUAUUGCGGGGCGAAACCGAAACCAGCAUCCUCGCCCUCGCACACGAAUCCAACAACCGCAUCUCAGCCUGUAUCGCCAAGCCUGGACACAUAGUCCCCAAUUCCAAUCCCAUACUCGAUACCAAUAUCAAGAACACACUCUCAACACUCGGCGCUCGUAUAGCCGGCGUACCAACCAUAUGUGUGACAGAAAUGGCGGCUGCGCUUUUGCAUCAGGCGGUUGUGGGAACUGAGGGGGAGACGCUGUUGAAUGGGGAUUUGGUGAGGAUUGGGAGGAAGGUUUUGGGGGAUUUGGGGGAGAGUGCGGAUGGGGAUAGGGCUGGAGAGGUGGAGGUGGAUGGGAAGGGAAAGGGGGAAUCUGUGGGGGGUGGUAUUUAA